Molecule: messenger RNA, 1358 nt
Organism: Mytilus trossulus (common blue mussel)
Lineage: Eukaryota; Metazoa; Mollusca; Bivalvia; Mytilida; Mytilidae
Product: ligand-gated ion channel 4-like
Exons: 3
Coding region: 11-1243 (410 amino acids)
Biological process (GO): signal transduction; monoatomic ion transmembrane transport; nervous system process
Cellular component (GO): plasma membrane; synapse; neuron projection
Molecular function (GO): transmitter-gated monoatomic ion channel activity involved in regulation of postsynaptic membrane potential; excitatory extracellular ligand-gated monoatomic ion channel activity; transmembrane signaling receptor activity
Source: RefSeq, a predicted model, not a curated record
UGGUAUAAAGAUGUCAUGGACAGAUGCAUUUUUGACGUGGAAUAAAAGUUUGUAUGGAGAAAUAGAUAAAAUAUCAGCUCCAAUUUCAAGGAUAUGGCAACCUGAUGUGUUUUUAACAAAUUAUGCAGACACAUCCAAUAUUUUUGAUGAUGUUACAAAACGCGUAAAUAUAUUCAGUAAUGGACGGGUGGAACGGCAUGAUGAUAUCGAAAUUAAAACGUAUUGUUUUGUAAACCCAACAAGAUAUCCGUUUGAAACUGAGACUUGCGAAUUGAAUUUUGCAGCCCAACAACUUGAUAUCAAUGAGCAGAUAUUACACAUUAAAUUGCCCGAUAAUUUUCUCAACUACUUUAAAUCCAAUGGUGAGUGGCUGAUAAGUAAACCUGACAAAAUACGGAGUUAUAUGACAACAAUAGAAAAUUCUAGUGGCAGAAACUUUUCUGGAGUGGUCUUACAAAUAGAAAUGGAGCGCAGACAAACCUAUUAUGUAUGGAAAUUUCUUGUUCCAACUAUUACAAUAACAUUGAUAAAUAUUGUAACUUUUUUCAUACCAGUAACUAGCGGAGCUAAAGUACCAUUAUCAACUUUCGUUUUAUUUGUUUUAAUAGGUAUUAUUGAAAUAUUUAACGAGUCUUUGCCAACCAGUUCUGACAAAAUUUCUUAUUUUGGUAGUUUAUUGUGGUGUUUACUAGCAAUAAGUGGGCUCGUUCUGAUAGUGAAUGUUAUCAUUACGGUAAUAUUCAAAUGUGGUACAUGUGAACGAUUAUGUGCAAUAUGGAAUUGUGAGAAGAAUGGAAACAAUACGAAUGAAGAGGGGGAUACAACCGAGACUCAAGAAACUAUUCGUUCCGCGGAUGAUUGUUCAACAAGUUCAUGUGCAAAGAAAGGGAAAAAACGCACAAAACGAAAUUAUGAACCACUGCAAGAAAGUCCAGCCAAAGAGGAGACAACAAUAAGCCUCGAGCUCAGUGAGGUAAAAGUUGAGUUACAGGGAACAGAACCUCAACGUCAACCACCAAACGAACAGAGUUUGAGACCGGCCAGUGAAGAUGAUAGUACGAAAUUAGCAGACGACAAGAGAGGUGACAAUAAAGACACAACUAAAGGGAAAAGAAGUACAAAUAGAAAAUAUAUAGGCUUAUAUGCAGUCGGUUUUUUAGUGAUGCUCAUCGCAUAUACAACUGCAUAUGCAUAUUUCCUCGUACAAAUAUUUUUCGAAAAGAAAACUGAAAAUGUUGCAUAAGACAGAUUAAGUAUCUCGGGCUUGCAAACUUUUAAUCACGUUAUAUAUUAUGUGUAUAUUCAUUGCAUAUUGUAUAUUAUACUUACUCUGCAAAAAUGAAACGUUUAAAAGUUCA